Molecule: messenger RNA, 1329 nt
Organism: Tyto alba (common barn owl)
Lineage: Eukaryota; Metazoa; Chordata; Aves; Strigiformes; Tytonidae
Gene: CENPL
Product: centromere protein L
Exons: 4
Coding region: 35-1030 (331 amino acids)
Source: RefSeq, a predicted model, not a curated record
AAAGGCGUUCAAACCGCGGCCAGCGGGCCCGAGGAUGGAGUCGGACAAGAGGGCGGCGCGGAGGGCGCCCAGCGCCGGGCAACUGCCGUGGGGGCCGCAGCGUGGGCUCAGCACCAGCAGCCGGCUGCUCCCGCCGGUGCUGCGCUCCCAGAUAGGGCCGGGGGAAAACAUAAAUUCCGAGAGUACAGUCUUUCUGCUGCAUAAGCAGUGGACCUUAUACAGCGUGACCCCUCUGCACAGAUUCAGUACCGCUCACCUGAAGGAUUACUCUAGACUGCUUGGUGUUUCCAUCGCUGCCGAGAGGCAGAAGGGAUUGGCGGUGGAAAUAGGGGUUGAGCUGGACAUCAAAGCGGCUGUCUCCAGCCUUCCAGACCUGAAGGGUAGCGACCAGGACCAUGCUGCGAUUCUCGUGCAGCUUUCUUCAAGAUCACAAGCUUCCCCACAAAACCCAGAAGGAAAACUGAUAUGGUCAGGCUGGUUCUGCUGUGUGUGUGGAGAUGAUUUUUCCAAAAAUGUGCCAGAGGACUUCACUUGUUUGCCUCUGUUUCUUGCUAAUGGGGCAGAGUGUUACACAGCUCUUGUUGGAAGUUGGUUUCAGAAGACUUUUGACUGCUCCUUCCGCCGUUUAGCCAUCAGCCCUCUCAAUCUCAGUUGGAUGGCAGCUAUGUGGACUGAAUGCACAGAGGAGAAAACUGCACGUGCCAUAGAACUCAUCUUCUCCGUCCCCUGUCUGCCUCAGCCUCUGGACAUUUCAUACAUCAUUCAUCCAGAAGAUGCAAAAGCUCUGUGGAAUACAGUCCAAAAAACUCCAGGAGAGAUCACUCAAGAAGAGGUGGAUGUCUUUAUGGACUGCCUUUAUUCCCACUUCCACAGACACUUUAGGAUCCGCUUAUCAGCUACAAAACUGGUGAAAGUUUCUACAGCAAUUGCUUCAGCACGCUGUGAUGGGAUUAUAAAGUUUAUACAAAGCCAAUACCUAAUUGGAGUGCUGAUGCUACUGACAGAACUAGCAAUUGCCCAGAUACAGUGAGACUCAUUUCAGCAAAUCUGCACCCUGAAAAGGCUUACUGUUGGAAGAUGUAUGCUGAGAACCUGACUGGAAACUCACUCCUGCAGUACCUUCUUUCCUUUCAUGCUGGCGGUCCAAAGGUGGAUUCUUAACUCCUGCAUUCAACGCUGUAACUAGCUAUAAUCCAACAUCAUGCACAGCAAAGAGAAACAGAUAUUUUGCCCUAAAGGGCUACAGUACAAACUUCUAGUAGCUUAAGCACUCCGUUCAUUUGUGUAGAUAGCAGCAAGGGCCUGAAAUAAACUUUGCAAAUUCUUGGA